AUGGGUCCUAAGCGAGUUCUAAUCACCUAUGGAGUUGAUGUCGAUGCUGUUGCUGGAUGGAUUGGCUCGUACGGUGGUGAAGAUUCACCUAACGACAUUAGUCGAGGAAUUUGGGCCGGUACUGUUGGAACUAGACGUCUGCUGAAGCUUUUUAACAAGUACGACAUCAAGACAACAUGGUUCAUCCCUGGCCAUUCAUUGGAAACCUUUCCAGAGGAUAUGGCAGCUGUCCGAGAUGCAGGCCACGAGAUCGGAUUACACGGGUAUUCGCACGAAAACCCAACCGACAUGAGCCUCCAGCAACAGCGUGACGUGCUUGAUAAAACAUACCGUAUGCUCACCGAAUUCGCGGGAAAGCCCCCACGAGGAAGCGUAGCGCCAUGGUGGGAAACAAGCAGGGAGGGCGCCCAGCUUCUUCUCGACUAUGGCAUCGAAUAUGACCACAGCAUGAGUCACGAAGAUUGUCAGGCGUACUAUCUGCGGACGGGCGAUAGCUGGACCAAUAUCGACUACAAGCAGAAGGCCGAGACCUGGAUGAAGCCCCUGGAGCAUGGUCCCCAGACAGGCCUAGUGGAAAUUCCUUCCAAUUGGUAUAUUGAUGAUCUGCCUCCGAUGAUGUUUAUCAAAUCAGCACCGAACAGUCACGGUUUUGUCAACCCGAGGGACGUGGAAGAUAUUUGGAGGGACCAUUUUGACUAUUUCUAUCGCGAGUAUGAUGAGUUUAUUUUCCCGAUCUCGAUUCAUCCAGAUGUUUCUGGGCGGCCACAUGUGCUUCUGAUGCAUGAGAGGCUCAUUGAGCAUUUUAAGAAGCAUGAAGGUGUAGAGUUUGUCACGAUGGAGCAAGUAUGCGACGAGUUCAAGAAGAAGAACCCAAUGCCUCCAGGGGCUUUAAUGCCAGCUCAAGUGGGCGCAAUUCUGAAGUCAUCUCUUUCAUAG
Messenger RNA from Penicillium odoratum, 936 nucleotides. RefSeq names its product polysaccharide deacetylase family protein. Lineage: Eukaryota; Fungi; Ascomycota; Eurotiomycetes; Eurotiales; Aspergillaceae. The record is from RefSeq and is a predicted model, not a curated record. Bases 1 to 936 code for a protein of 311 amino acids. Gene Ontology annotation, molecular function: hydrolase activity, acting on carbon-nitrogen (but not peptide) bonds. Gene Ontology annotation, biological process: carbohydrate metabolic process. The transcript has 4 exons.